CUAUGUUAGCUACUGGCCUGAGCUCACCCUCAUCAAUUAAGGGAAAUGAAUCUUGAUUUUUACUGGGUUUUUUUUUGAAGCAAGAAAAAUGGAUUCUUUCUUGAUUGUUGUCUAGCUGAGUCUCUGCAUCUUCCAUGGCUUCUCAGCCCAACAGCAAUGCUAGUCUUCUCAAGGUUCCUUCUAAUGCUGCUGCUGCUGCUGGUGAGGAUUCGAAGGGCAAUACCGUCUUUCAUGAUUUCUUGGGCAAAGGGUGUGCCCCAGAUUCGUCGUCUCCGGCCGCCGCCGCCGCCGCGAGGCCGCCCCUCUUUGAGCCCUACCCGGUGGCUUCUUCCGCCUCUCUCGGCGCCUCCUCAUGUGGCCCUGUGUCCAACACUUCAGAUAUGUGUUCUGGGCCACAGACAAGUUAUCCGUUUUCGGGCAGCAAGAGAUGCAAUUCGGAUUCUAAUAUGGUGUCUUGUAAAGAUAGGUUUCCAGCUGCUCAACCCGACUCACAUGUUAUGAAGCUACUACGGAGUGGUGCAGGAGGGGAGAGAUGCAGAGGAUCACCAUACAACGAAGAAUCACCGCUAGGAGUGCAUAAUCCAAUGAGGCCACUUUCGCCCUCUCUCUCAAUGGGUGGUGCUACUAGAAAUUAUUCUACUACCACUACUUCCAAAUGGGUCCCAGUCAAUCCUGUUCCCGCUUUGCAGUACCCUUCACACGCCGCCCAAGUUGCACCUUUUGGGUACCAAACACCUCCCAACAGGUUUAGUAGAGAUACCAACGCUGUCGCCGGUCCUUCCCUCAUAUCUCAAGCAGCUGCUGAUGAAGGGUCAAGAACGGGAAUCAAAGGGUCGGGUGUGCUUAGAAUGUCGGAUAGAGCGCUCUCUGGGGUCCCUUUAACUGUCCCUAAGCAAAACUUUGGGAUCCAAAGCUCUGAUCCUGCUGAAUCCUCUAAUCCUCGACACGGAGUGGGAUCUACUGGACGACAGAUGACAAUUUUUUACAAUGGUCAAGCUCAUGUUUUUGAUGAUGUUCAUCCCAGCAAGGCAGAUCUAAUAAUGGCGUUAGCGGGGUCCAACGGAGGGUCUUGGUCCACAACCUACUCUCCAAAAUCCACUCCACCCAACGAGGGCGAAAUGGGAAGUGGCUCGUCGGCUCUUCUAAGAGAAUUGCAAGGGAGGUCGUCAUCGUUGAGAUUGAACUCCAACCGUCCGUUUGGGUCCAGCGACCAAUCGUUUCUUCCCCCAGGUCAUCAUCAUCUUCAUCACCAUUAUAAAGGUGGUGGGAAAAGCAAGGAAAGCAGAAGUGGAUAUCAAGUAGGAGGAGAAGGUGUUGUUCUUCAUGGAGAAAAGAAUGUGGAAUGAUGAUAGCAUAUAUACAUAUGGGAUGUAAAUUUUUUAUUUUUCAUUGGGAAGAAGUCCAUUUGGUUGGUUGUUGGCAUCUUUUUUCAACAGGGACUUAUUAGUCAUUUUCCUUUAUUAAUUAGUCCAAUUAUCAUUUCCUUCCUUUUUUUACCCCUCCAAUUCUACUGCUCUUUUUCAAAAUUAGUAUUAGUAUUAGUAUUACUCUCCGUAAUGAAAAUGAAAGUGAAUG
This is a messenger RNA of Cuscuta campestris, 1575 nucleotides long. The record is from the annotation of a GenBank genome assembly. NCBI's taxonomy places the organism in Eukaryota, Viridiplantae, Streptophyta, Magnoliopsida, Solanales, Convolvulaceae.